This is a messenger RNA of Sebastes umbrosus (honeycomb rockfish), 2468 nucleotides long. Its product is annotated as DNA-directed RNA polymerase II subunit RPB1-like. The transcript is spliced from 2 exons. Gene Ontology annotation, molecular function: NAD+ poly-ADP-ribosyltransferase activity. The record is from RefSeq and is a predicted model, not a curated record. Bases 193 to 1035 code for a protein of 280 amino acids. Lineage: Eukaryota; Metazoa; Chordata; Actinopteri; Perciformes; Sebastidae.
UAACAGUGCUGACAGAGCUAACAUUGCUAACCUGGGGGGGGGGAUUUAGAGGGUGGGCACACGAUUUUAAAGACCAAAUAAAUAAUUGUUUAUUCAAGAAAGUACUUUGCAGAUGAAUUGAUAAUUAAAAUAAUCCUUAGUUGCAACCCCUAGUGUCCAUAUACAGUAUAGUGACAUUACAAUAAUCCCAAAAUGUGGGAUCUCUUUCUGUGUCCAAACACAGGUAGUUACUUUGCCCGGGACGCAAAAUACUCCCACAACUACACCGGUACCGCUGACGUCAAAUCCUUGUUCAUCUCACGGGUGCUGGUGGGAGACUACACCAAAGGGUCCUCCAGCUACCGCCGACCUCCUUCCAAGGACGGCGGGGACAUAAACUUCUUUGACAGCUGCGUAAACGACGUAACGGACCCUUCCAUUUUCGUUGUGUUUGAGAAGCUCCAGAUCUACCCCGAGUACCUGCUGCAGUACAAGACCAUGCACCCACUUGUUGCUUUAUAUGGUGCUGCGGCAGUACCAGCACCGGCACCGGCAGCGGCAGUACCAGCACCGGCACCGCCACCGGCAGCGGCAGCGGCGCUUGCACGAGCACCGGCACCGGCACCGGCACCGGCACCGGCACCGGCACCGAGACCAUCACUCUAUCAACUCGGUACAUCAGUUACUCAACCCAGCACACCCUCAUACCAACCCAGCACAAACCCAUUCAGACCCAGUACAUUAGUUACUAAACCAAGCGCACCCCCAUUCAGACCCAGCACAGACCCAUUGAGCCCCAGCACAGACCCAUUCAGCCCUAGCACAGACCCAUUCAGACCCAGCACAGACCCAUUCAGACCCAGUACACCCUCAUUCAGACCCAGUACAUCAGUUACUAAUCCCAGCACACCCUCAUUCAGACCCAGUACAUCAGUUACUAAUCCCAGCACACCCUCAUACCAACCCUUCAGAACAUCAAUGCAACCCACCAGGGCAUCUCCUCUACCUUCCCCAACAAGCCCGCACCCAAAGAAAAAUAAUUGCGUCAUUGCUUAGGGACACAGGUGUAGUGAGGGCAGAUGUUUUUUUAAUAGUUUAAUGACAUUAGAAGGAGCUUGAUGGUGUUUGCACAGAAUGCUCUGGCAACGAGUAGAGUGACUUUUAUGCAGUAGUGUCACCAAUGCCUAGUUCACACUACACAACUUUAGCCCUGAUUUUCCGAUCCCAAACAGUUUGUGGAGCUCCCCGACAAAAAAGUCUCAGAUCAGAGGCAUAUCAGCGUUGGCUCGCCUCUCGUCGCCUGUAACAAUAGGAACUUACUGUUUGUCGGGGUUCCAGCGGGGUCUUAAAAAGUCUUAAAAAGUCUCAAAUCCAAUAACCUGAAUUUAAAGGCCUAGAAUUUAUUGGAGCACACCCGUUUCAUGUGCAGUCUAGGGAAGUGCAGGGUUUUUCCUGCAAAGAGAAUUACGAGGCGGCUGCCUCCGUCAAAUUUCUCCCCGCCUCCAGCUUUCAACAAAACUCUUGACGGGUGUCUUCAUGGAAAACACUAUUUUCUAAUAACAAGCAUUGCACCUGAUGGAUUUCUGUCAUUUGUAACUGCAAUUGCGGCAUUACUCCGAUGUGUUGGCGCUGUAUCAUAACCAGCAUAGUGAACCCUCCCCGUCUCCGGUCAUUCAUGUGUGAACCGUAACGACUAAAGACAGGAAGUUGUGUAGUGUGAACGGUACGGCGAUAAUAGAGUGCUUAUUUUUAACACUAAAAUUAUUAAUCACAAAAAAAACUACGGUGAACUAGAAAUAUUAAUACCAAGUUCACAGUAGCCAAAUGUUUGUUUUGUGCACUGAAUCAAUAAAUAAGUGCAACACGGGAACACUAUUUUAUCUUCAGGUUUGCAUUAUACGGCCAUGUUUGUUCCUGUUGGAGCUGCAGGUCUCUCUCCGUCUUUCUCUGUGUGUCUCAUAAGUGAAUUGAAAAUGCCACCAGCGGUCGGGUUGAGCCUCUUAGUGAAAUGAGGCAGGGCAUGAAAAAUGAUCAAUAUAGCUGCUGGUGCUUCCUGUGACAUUAGACAUUAGGCCUGCAAAUCACCCCCCCUCCUCACAACACACACACACACACACACACACACAUAGUAGUAUACAUACACUAGCAACCGCCGCCUGUUGUGUUUCGUGACAGACUGCAGUGUGAAUGUGAAUAUGUUUGCAUGUUAAGAUGACACAUGCACCAUGAUGUUUUCAUUUAAUCAAUCCACAUGCUAAAACAUGCAUUGCUUUUCGCUAAAGCUAACUAAAUCUGACUUUAUGCAAUGAUUUAUAUUUACUGUAUGAACAUUAAGACAAUUUGUUCUAAACCAGAAUACAUUUUUCUUUUCCAUGUUUUUUACUGUUUGCAGACAGACCACCAAACCUUGGUCCAGAUGUACUUGUGCAAUGUAAACAAUCCUAGCAGAACAUUUCAUUGAAAUAAACCACUGUUGUUUGGAUCAAAGA